UCAACCGUGUGUUUUCGCUUGACCAACCGCACCUUCCUCCUUUUCAGCCAAAAAGCAACAUGUUCAAGUUGGCAGUUGUUGCAAUGCUACUGGUGGUAACAGUAACCGCUGAGUGGCACGGAGAAGGUACUGUUGGCGAGGGCCUCGGGAGUUAUGGUGGUGGGCAGCAGGAGGAUCACAAGGAUCACUACGCCUAUCCCAAGUACAAGUACGAGUACGGCGUCAAGGAUCAUCACACCGGAGAUCACAAAAGCCAGUGGGAGGUCCGCGAUGGUGAUGUUGUCAAGGGCGGUUACACUCUGCAUGAAGCUGACGGCACUGAGCGUGUGGUUGAAUAUUCAUCCGAUAAGCACAACGGCUUUCAGGCUGUCGUGAAAAAAGUUGGUCACGCCCAACACCCGCAGGCCCACGGACACCACUGAGAAUGGUGAAAGCAAGAGACUGUCUAGACUGUGAUAUAAUUGUUGUUUAACUUGUGAUUACAAAUCUGCGCUUUUUGUUGUUUUUUGAUAUUUAUUGGUUUUAAAUAAAUGAAGUAUAAAUUU
Molecule: messenger RNA, 545 nt
Organism: Armigeres subalbatus
Lineage: Eukaryota; Metazoa; Arthropoda; Insecta; Diptera; Culicidae
Product: cuticle protein 19-like
Exons: 2
Coding region: 60-422 (120 amino acids)
Cellular component (GO): extracellular matrix
Source: RefSeq, a predicted model, not a curated record